AUGUCUAAGCAGCCGUGUAAAACUGGGACGGUGACUCCCUAUGGUCCAGAUCCAGAAGCGUGCAUAAUCCUGUGCAUGAAGGAGAUGUUAUCCAGCGGAGACCUGAGUGAUGUGCGCUUCACCGUGGGACGCCAGCUCGGUCAAGCGCGGAUUUUCUCGGCUCACAAGGUCAUCCUGGCGGCUCGCAGUUCCGUAUUCCGCACGAUGCUCUAUGGUAGCCUACCAGAGAAAUGCGACGCUCUCAUCGACAUCCCCGAUAUCCAGCCAGACGCAUUCGCCAAUCUGUUUAGCUUCGUGUACACCGAUGCAGUGGAUUCUCUAAGUUUGGAAAACGUUUUUGCGACAAUGGGUUGCGCUGACAAGUACGAUGUGCCACGGUUGGCUGAGAUCUGCGCGGACUUCGUUGUCAGCCAGUUGAAUCCCAACAAUUGCCUGGUCAUUCUGGAACAGGCACUUUAUUUUGACGAUACGGUGCAGAAAUGCCUGGAUAUCAUGGAUAGUUGGAGUGAGGCGAUAAUGCGAUCAGAGCACUUCAUGGGCAUCGGCCAGGAGACGCUGCAGAUGAUUCUGCAGCGUGACACAUUGUCGGUUGAAGAGAACGAGAUCUACGUGGGUGUUGAAAGCUGGGCAACGGCGGCCUGUUCUCGUAAUGGUAUGGACCCAUCGGCCGCCAACCGGCGCCAGAUGCUCGGCUCCGCUUUAUUUCUGGUGCGAUUUCCACUGAUGACCUGUUCCCAGUUGGCUGACGGUCCUGGCACGAGUGGUCUCUUGAGUGAUGCGGAGCUCUGCAGCCUCUUCAUGUAUGGGAAUGGCAAAGAGAAGCCGCCCUUGCCGUUUUCUACGCAGCGUCGAACCGGAAGCAGUAAGGUGGAUAGCAAUGCUGGUUCGGGUCCUUCAACCUUUCAGUUUGGAAAAUACGAAAACGCGGAUGAUUAA
Messenger RNA from Paramacrobiotus metropolitanus, 936 nucleotides. RefSeq names its product BTB/POZ domain-containing protein 6-like. Gene Ontology annotation, biological process: neurogenesis. Gene Ontology annotation, molecular function: protein binding. The coding region runs from base 1 to 936 and encodes 311 amino acids. Lineage: Eukaryota; Metazoa; Tardigrada; Eutardigrada; Parachela; Macrobiotidae. The transcript has 6 exons. The record is from RefSeq and is a predicted model, not a curated record. Gene Ontology annotation, cellular component: cytosol.